Messenger RNA from Phacochoerus africanus (Common warthog), 5035 nucleotides. It is a transcript of the gene FHAD1, whose product is annotated as forkhead associated phosphopeptide binding domain 1. The record is from RefSeq and is a predicted model, not a curated record. Gene Ontology annotation, molecular function: protein binding. The transcript is spliced from 34 exons. NCBI's taxonomy places the organism in Eukaryota, Metazoa, Chordata, Mammalia, Artiodactyla, Suidae. The coding region runs from base 150 to 4592 and encodes 1480 amino acids.
GCGCGGGUCGAGGGCAGCCAGCUGGAGACUCCGCGGGAGCGCGGCCGGGAGGCCUCGCCCGGAGCGGGCUCAGCGCCUCCCGAGCUGCCCCGGCUCUCGGCGGAGGACGAAGCGUGGGCUUCUUCCUCCGGCCAGGGAAAGCAGAGAGUAUGAAAGCCUAUCUAAAGAGCGCAGAAGGCUUUUUUGUCCUGAAUAAAAGUACUACGAUUGGAAGGCAUCAAGACUCAGACCUUGUUUUAGAGUCUGCAGACAUCGACAACCACCACGCGCUCAUCGAAUUCAAUGAGGCCGAGGGCAGCUUUGUUCUCCAGGACUUCAAUUCCCGCAGCGGCACCUUCGUCAACGGGUGCCACAUUCAGAACGUGGCCGUCAAGCUCUUACCCGGAGACAUCCUGAGGUUUGGGUCUGCAGGGCUGACCUACGAGCUGGUCAUCGAAAACCCAUCCUCGGUUUCCUUCCCAUGGGUGAGGGGCCCAGCACCCUGGUCAAGGCCACAGCCACCUCGGGCCACACAGCAGCCGAACCAGUCACCCCUGCCAUCACAGAUUCCUUUCCACCCGGGCAUCCGGCCAGCGCCAGUGCAGAGGAGCUGGUCCCAGGGGUUCCCCAGGCCCACCAUGGUCCCACCUGCCUCCCACAAGCGGCCCGUGAGCGCCGGCGGGAAGAUGUUCUCCUUCGUGAUGGAUGGCCCCGCCCACGGGGUUCCCAUCAUCAACCAAGUGUGGACCAAUGCCGUGGAAUUGUCGGGACAGUCGGUGGCCGAGGAAAUUCCCGGGGCAGGAUCUUCCAGGGAGAUUUUCAUGGAUGAGGACCUGGGCCAGCAGGAUAAGGAUGAAAUCAUUCUGCUGCUGGGAAAAGAAGUCAGCCGUCUCUCGGAUUUUGAACUGGAAUCCAAAUACAAAGACGCCGUGAUAGCAAACCUGCAGAACGAAGUGGCCAACCUGAGUCAGAAGCUGUCGGAAACAGCCACCUCCAGGCAGAACGAGAGGGUGAUCCCGCCCAAGCUUCAGGUUCUGGAUGAAGACGUCGACGCCAAGGAGCAAGAGAUCCAGAGCCUGAAAAGCCAGAUCAGCGCCCUACAGAAAGGCUACAGCCAGGUGCUGUGCCAAACCCUGUCAGAGAGGAACUCAGAAAUCGCAUCCCUGAAGAAUGAGGGCGAGAACCUAAGGAGGGACCACGCGGUCACAGCAGAGGUGGUGUCAUCUUUAAAAAAAGACGUGUUGAUAAAGGACGAGCAAGUUCAGCAACUAAAACAGGAGGUGAAUCAACUAAAAAGUGAGAACAAAGAAAAGGAUCACCAGCUCGAGGCCCUCAGCUCCAGAUGCUCGGUGCUGAAAGAAGAGUUAAAGAAGGAAGGCGCGCAGAAGGAGCACCGCGAAGCCCAGGAGAAAGAGUUAAAACUCUACAAAACGCAAAUCCACGACAUGGAGAAGGAAGUGAAGAAGCUCAGGGAGGAGCUGAAGAGGAGCAGUACUGAGCAGAGCCUGAUCUCGAAGACGCUGCGGGAAAAGAGCAAGGUUGAAGAGAAGCUUCAGGAAGAUUCCAGAAGGAAAUUGCUUCAGCUCCAAGAAAUGGGGAACAGAGAGAACCUCAUUAAAGUCAAUUUGGAGAGGGCAGUAGGUCAGCUGGAGCACUUCCGAAGUCAAGUCAUCAAGGCCACCUACGGGCGAGCGAAGCCGUUCCAGGACAGACCCGUCUCCGAUCAACAGUUAAUAGAGAGGAUCGCCCAGGUCACUGAGGACAACGUGAACUUGCAGCAGAAAAAGUGGGUCCUGCAGAGAGAGACUCAGCACAGCAGCUCCAGGCAGGAGGAGAUGGCAGAGAUGGUGGAGAAGCUGCAGACAACCCUGGCCAGCUGCCAGGCCUGCAUGAAAAUGUCUUGCUGUAGCAGUGACCUGAAGAAGGAGGUGGCCCUCCUCCAGCACCUGCAGGUGAGCCCCCCGGUCUCCGGGCUCCAGAUGGUGGCGCUGGACAUCCUGCGGUUGUCACUGUCCUGGCUGGAGGAGACGGAGCAGCUUCUCCGGGACGUCGGGAUCCAGCUCUCCAGCUCUGACAAAGGAUUGUCUUUGUAUCUGAAAUAUCUUCUGGAGCAUUAUAAAAAAAUUGCAAACCAGACCCAGGAACUUCAGAUCAAGAUCAGUAGUUCUCAGGAAACUCAGCAGUCUUUGCUGCAGGAAAAGUUGCGGGAGCAUCUGGCAGAGAAGGAGCAGCUAAGCGUGGAAAGGCUACAGGAGGAGGAGAGGCUGAAAGCCAGAAUCAAGCGGCUGGUGGAAGAGAAAGCGGCUUUGGAGGAGAGCAUUACUCAAGAGAAAAACAGAACAAAAGAGGCAUUAGAGGAGGAGCAGAAGAGAGUCCAAGAGCUGGAGAAUCGCUUGACCCGCCAGAAGAAGGCUUUGGAGGAGAGCAUUUCUCAGGAGAAAAACAGAGCGAAGGAAGCACUAGAAGAGGAACAGACCAAAGUCCAAGAGCUGGAGAAUCGCUUAGCCCGCCAGAAGGAGGUCUUGGAGAGCAGCAUGGCCCGUGAGAAAAGGAAAGCAAAGGAAGCCUUAGAGACAGAGAAGAGGAAAGUGCAGGAUCUGGAGAACCACUUAACCCAACAGAAGGAGAUUGCAGAGAGCAGCAUCGCCUACGAGAAACACAAAGCGAUGGAGGCCAUAGAGAAGGAAAAGAAAAAGGUGCAAGAUCUAGAAAACCGCAUAACCAAGCAGAAGGAGGAAAUAGAUUUACAAGUGCAAAAAGAAGACAUCUUAAAUAAUAAAUUAAAUGACGCACUGGCCAUGGUAGAAAAGACCCAGAAAUCAAAGACAGCUGAGUGUCUAAAGGCAGAGAGCCUCACCAUGCAAUUAAAGGAAACAGUAGCUGAACUGGAAACUGCCAAGACAAAGAUGAUCAUGAUGGAGGAGCGGAUACAGCGGCAACAGCACACAGUGAGGGCCCUCCAGGAAGACCACGAAUCCCAGAAGCACGGAUUUGAAAACGAAAUCAUGGAGUACAAGGAGCAGAUCAAACAGCACUCCCAGACGAUCGUGAGUCUGGAAGAAAGACUCCAGAAAGUGACCGAGCAUCAUAAAAAAAUAGAAGGAGAGAUUGCAACGCUGAAGGACAACGAGCCAGCCCAGGAGGGGGACGUGCAGCAGCGGGACCCUGCAGCAGUGCCUCCGUUGGAGAACAGUGGCAAAGACGCAGUGUGCGACCAUCUGAUAGAGGAUUUAUUGACUGCUCAGAAGGAAAUCCUGUCUCAGCAGGAGGUCAUCAUGAAGUUAAGGAAAAACCUUACCGAAGCCCACAGCCGAAUGUCAGACCUGAGAGGGGAACUUAGCGAGAAGCAGAAGAUGGAACUGGAGAGGAACGUGGCCCUGGUCCAGCAACAGAGCAGCGAGCUGAGUGUGCUCAAGGAAAAGAUGGCGCAGAUGAGCAGCCUGGUGGAGAAGAAGGACAAGGAGCUAGAGGUCCUCAAGCAGGCGCUCAGGGCCUCUCAAGAGAAACACAAACUCCAGCUGCACAAGGAGAAGGAGCACAAGCCACGGAACGCGACCCAGACGUGUGACAUCUCGGUGCAGAUAGAACCAAUCCACACAGAUAUUUUCCUGAGCAGCCAAGAGGAGCAGUCCUUCAGUGAUCUGGGAGCCAAGUGCAAAGGAUCCCGACACGAGGAAGUCAUUCAGCGUCAGAAAAAGGCCUUAUCUGAGCUUCGUGCUCGAAUUAAAGAGCUGGAGCAGGCCAGCUCGUCAAAUCACGAGGAACACAUGGAUGAAUCAUUUCUAGAUUUAAAGACUCUCAGGAUGGAAAAAAAUGCCCAGAAAAUACUGGAUGUAAAACCUGAUUUACCAACUCUUUCGAGAAUAGAGAUCCAAAUGCCUCAAAAUGGCCUUUCCAGCCCAGGGUCCAUCCCGGCCACUGAGAAGUUAGGGAAAACAGAUGUGACUGAGGCUUUAGAUCUCAGUGAAAAGCUGUACAUGGAUAUGAGCAAAACCCUCGGGAGUCUGAUGAACAUCAAAGACAUGUCAGGUCACGUGUCCAUGAAGCACCUCUCCCCCAAAGAGAGGGAGAGAGUCAACCAGCUUCGACAAAGAGACCUCGACCUGGUGUUCGAUAAGAUCACCCAACUCAAGAACCGGCUGGAGAGGAAAGAGGAGCUUUUGAGAGGAUAUGAAAAAGACAUUGAACAGCUCAGGCAGAGCAAAGUGUCCGUUCAGAUGUACCAGUCACAGGUGGCAAAGCUGGAGGACGACGUCUACAAACAGGCGGAAGAAAAGGCACUGCUGAAGGAGGCCCUGCAGCGCAUGGAGCACCAGCUGCACCAGGAGAAGAGGGUCAACAGGGCGAUCAGGCAGCAGAAGGAACGGUUAGAGGAUCUCGAACAAAGAAAUGCCAAAGAAUCAGCACCUUGCAACUGUUCCUUCAAAGAGAAAGAGAGGCAGAGACAAAUGUUUGUAGAGGCGGUGAAGAACAAGAUGCAGAACUCAAAUUUCCAGGUUGGAGCCAGAAAAGCCAGCCCAAAGAUUGACCAGGAAAGACAGAUGCUGAAGCGAGAAGUAUCCAGCAAGUCCAGCCAGAGCCUUCUCUCUUCUAAGCCGGGUGGAAGGAGCUAGAAAUGUCGUCCCACUGGGCCUCAUGUGAUCCUCCGUGAGUCAGCCUGACUCUCCCAUGUCCAAACACUGAGACACAUUUUUAGGACUUCAAAGGUUGUUACCCUGGUGUGUUCCUUCUCAGGCCGGCAUUUUGCACAAUGCUGUAUCUUGGAGUGUAUGGGGAGGGGCUUCUUUUUAUAGAUACCUACGUGUGUAAACAUACUCGAGCAUCUGAAGAAUAAGUUUGAAGUUCAGACUUCUAGGCCUGGUAGAUACAAUUCCAUGCUGGAGUCACAAAGUACCCAAACAUCCCACCUCCAAGGAGCUCUAAGAAACCAGACAACCCAAGGCAUGUACUGGGGCCACAGGACAGAAUGGUAACCUCAGGGCUGUUGGGAUAGUGCAUUUACAGCUGAGUUUCUUAUAAUAAAUUUGAACACCAACCUGUUUUAUCACUUCCAGAA